UCCAGAAUGUCCAGAUUCAUCCGGCACGAGCGUUCUCUAAAAGUUGACUUUGUAGAGCAGAAAGCAGAACAAGGCAUGACACUGGUUGGGUUUCGGCGGGACUCAGCAGGGGAGCAUUAACGGCUGCUGGACUGCGCAGCUCUAACUGGAUUAACUGCGGGAAGAGAACGCACAAGUGACUGCAAUGAGGGGAUCGACGACAGUCCAACUACAUCUGUCUCCCUCUGUCUGUCCUCUUCGAUCGCUCCAGUCGUCUGUCUUCCUGGCAGGCAGCAGUCUAUCCUACACCAGGACUGAAGCCUCCUCGGCAGACAGCGGCCCUAAUUUCAUUAAUUAUAAACCAAUAUGCUGCUGGCAGCCCCUCUGGAGAGGACUUUACCCAGCGCUGGCAUCUGCUCAGCCCAAACACAGCGAGGGAUGAAGGGAUGGAGGGAGGAGAAAACAAGGACAUCUCUGACUCCCGCCAUGGGUGAAGCCUGGUGCUGUGCAGGGGGACGGAUGGGGAGUGGAGGAUUUUAAAAGUUCAUGUUUCCAACAUCUCGGCUUGAUGGUGUAACUGGCCGGGCCCCGAAUCCGAGCAUGAUGGGAAAAGGAUCUCCGGAGAACUGGGUCCGGACUCUCUCUGCAGUUUUCCUUCCACACACGCACAACCCAGCGGGAGGUUCUCUGCUCAGACGCGUUCACAACAGCAACAACUUCUCUGCAGGAUUCAGAUCAAGUUCACGGCUGCAGCUCCUCCUCCCCUGACGUGUCACCUCCAGGAAACUCUGCUGACGUCCCCACCACACGUCCCACCUCUGAUGAUACAAAGUGCAGAUCAUAUUCUACGAGGACAGGAAUUUCCAGGGUCGGCACCAUGAGAGCAUGGGCGACUGUGCUGACCUGCACCCGUACUUCAACCGCUGCAACUCCAUCCGGGUGGAGAGCGGCUGCUUCAUGGUGUACGAGAGGCCCCAGUACCUGGGCCACCAGUACUUCCUCCGCCGGGGGGAGUACUCGGACAACCAGCGCAUGGUCGGCAUCAACGACUGCAUCCGCUCCUGCCGCAUGAUCCCCAUGCAUCGUGGCUCCUACAAGAUCCGACUAUACGAGCGUCCAGACAUGUCCGGCCAGAUACAGGAGGUGAACGACGACUGCCCCAACAUCCAGGAACGCCUGCGCAUGUCCGACAUCAACUCGUGCAACGUGGUCGACGGCCAAUGGCUGCUGUACGACCAGCCCAACUACCGCGGCAGGCCCUACUACCUGAGGCCCGGCGAGUACCGCAGAUACAGCGACUGGGGUGGCGCCAGCCCGAGGAUCGGCUCGCUCAGGCGAAUCACCGACUUCAACUAGGAGUCUCGUGAACCUUCUUUCUCUGUCUGUUCUCAAUAAUAA
This is a messenger RNA of Hippoglossus stenolepis (Pacific halibut), 1377 nucleotides long. Its product is annotated as gamma-crystallin M2. Bases 865 to 1335 code for a protein of 156 amino acids. Gene Ontology annotation, biological process: visual perception; lens development in camera-type eye. The transcript is spliced from 7 exons. Lineage: Eukaryota; Metazoa; Chordata; Actinopteri; Pleuronectiformes; Pleuronectidae. The record is from RefSeq and is a predicted model, not a curated record. Gene Ontology annotation, molecular function: structural constituent of eye lens.